This is a messenger RNA of Lotus japonicus, 1020 nucleotides long. RefSeq lists its product as uncharacterized. NCBI's taxonomy places the organism in Eukaryota, Viridiplantae, Streptophyta, Magnoliopsida, Fabales, Fabaceae. The record is from RefSeq and is a predicted model, not a curated record. The transcript has 7 exons. Gene Ontology annotation, molecular function: nucleic acid binding. Bases 139 to 813 code for a protein of 224 amino acids.
CCCAGUCAUCUACACUUGUUUGGUGCCCUACGCCUUCUUUCUUCUUUCUUCUCGGUACACUGCUUCCCUGAUUUUCUCUCCACUGCGAGCAACAUAGUUAAAGAUCCAAGCAGUAACAGGUCCCUCGUGAAAGUGAAAAUGAUGGGCAGUGUUUUCAGAGCCACGAUCCAGAGAACAAAAUGUAGUGUUUCUGCACUCCAGAGAACUCAUGGCCUCCAAGCUUUUGGGCCUAGGUGCUUCUCCACUGAAGCAGAACAGCCACCUCAGCCUCAGGAUUCAACAACCCCUACCCCUCCAUUCUUUGAAACUGAUAAUUCAGGUUUGACAUAUGCUAGACUGCAUGGCAUUCAUAGAAAUAUGCUCAAAACAGAUGUCAUCAGCUUCCUCGAAGGUUGCAAUUUGACUCUGGAGGAUGUUAAAGUCGAGUACAACCGUAACUUUUUUCCAUUGGCAAUGCUUCUGCAAUUCCCUACUAGAAGUGACUAUAGUAAUGCUAUAAAGGUGAAUCUGAAGAAUGGUCGGUUUUACAAAUUUGAAAUGGUUGAUCGUGGCCAUUGGGAUAUUGUAACUCCAUAUGAUGGCAAAGCUAUUGUAAUUCAAGGAAUUCCGAUGAAUGCAGCAUUUGAAGACAUAGAACGCACCCUGUCUGGUUGUGACUAUGAUGCAUCCUCGGUUUCCAUAAGGCCUAGAGAUGUUUUAUCUAAAUUGGCCACUGUACGUUUUCCAUCAAGGACUAAAGCAAUGAGUGCAUUCAUCACAAAGAAUAGGACCUUUUGCCUCAACAAUCGCGUUUCGGUAGAAGUUCUCCAGUAAUACUGAUUCACUUAGCUUGUAAGGGAGCAUUGCUUUCAAAGAGAGCUUAAAGUAGUAAAAUUCAUACUCUUUUUUGUGAUGUUGGAUUUCAUAACAUCUUUGGUUCAGAGUGUGAUGCAUGAAAAUGUUGAAAUUAUUGCUGACUGGCAACCAUUUCUCGAAUAAACACUCGACCCAUUAUUGAUCAAGGAUUUAGUUGUUUGUUUA